AUGAAGUGGGAGAUAUUUUUCCCCAAAGAUCUUACCACUUGCGUCUUGACUCUUGACCAAAGAGCACAUAGCUACAGAGGAAACAGAGAACACGAGGUGAAUAUCUGUUUCACAGCCCUUAGAGCAGAGGAACUGGGCAGUUCCUCUGAACAAACCAAACAGCACAGUGAAGUGGAAGAGGAGCAUGUCUAUACCACGUUAAAGGAAAAUGAGACAGAGAGGAUGUGGGUAAUCGACAGCAGAAACUGGAGCAGGCAAAUGAUUGUUACCCCUGCUGGUGUCACUGUAAACAGCAGCUCUGCCUCUGAAGAAAGACUGCCAAAGGCAACUGUCACCAUCAGCUCCGUGAAUGGGACCUGCAAUGUCACUUUGUACUGCUCCAAUACAGGAGGAGGGGAGAAUGUGACUUAUGCCUGGUCGUUCUCCCAUGAGAGUGUGGUACUUUCUGAGGAGCAAAUUCUACAUAUCACCCAAAAGCCUGAAAAUAGUUCUUUGAACUACACCUGCACAAUACGGAACAUGGAAAGUGAAAACUCUGGCACCGUUUCCCUGAUUGGUCACUGCCAUGAUGCUCCUCUUCUAAGUCAACAGUUCUCGGUAUCCAUUUAUGCCAAAUAUUGGGUCCCACCAUUAGUUGUUCUUGUGCUUUUGCUCAUCCUGUUCCUCAUGUACAGGCGAAAGAGAGGAAGAGAGAGCCUCAGCAGGACAGUAUCCAUCAAUGAAUCUUCAGACUCAGAUGCUGAGGACUACCCUGAUAUGGAACAGACAGCACAAAUGGACCCUCUACCCCAGGCCUGGAAACAGAUUCCUGAGGACAGCCCGCAAAAAACAGGAGCACCAGCUGAAGAGAACGAUGAAGAGACAUUGGGUACCCAGGAUCAGCCCCUGAACCAAGAAUGAUUUUUGUUUUAAUCCCUUGUUUCAUACCUUUGCUGAAAGAAUCUGUUGUACCAGGGGU
Messenger RNA from Heteronotia binoei (common prickly gecko), 958 nucleotides. Its product is annotated as T-lymphocyte surface antigen Ly-9-like. The record is from RefSeq and is a predicted model, not a curated record. Gene Ontology annotation, cellular component: external side of plasma membrane. The transcript has 7 exons. Gene Ontology annotation, biological process: T cell activation. Lineage: Eukaryota; Metazoa; Chordata; Lepidosauria; Squamata; Gekkonidae. The coding region runs from base 1 to 900 and encodes 299 amino acids.